Molecule: messenger RNA, 387 nt
Organism: Triticum turgidum subsp. durum (durum wheat)
Lineage: Eukaryota; Viridiplantae; Streptophyta; Magnoliopsida; Poales; Poaceae
Source: the annotation of a GenBank genome assembly
AUGGCGAGAUCACGAGACACCAGGCUCAGGCUCAGGCUCACGCUCCUCCUCGUCACCCUUCUUCUGCUAGUAGACAUGGCAAGCGUCAGCCAUGGCCGACGGACACCGGACGUGGAUGCCAUGGCCCUCGUCGGUGGCGGUCCACCACCGGCGAAGGCCUACUCCUCCGAGCAGUCGUCUUCGUCGACUUCAAGGGAGCAUACGGCUCGUGUUUAUCGGCGCAUGCACAGGGUGUCCAAGAGACUAGAAUAUGAUCAGACUCGUGAUGUGUAUGAUAAGAAUAGUGCAAUGAUGAUCGAUGAGUUAGGCAGUACAAUCCAAGCAGGACACAGAACUGAUGGAAAGAUUGCCAUGUCAUUCAAGUACAUGAUGUUGGAUUGUGGAUAA